Hibiscus syriacus is the source of this 1065-nucleotide messenger RNA. RefSeq names its product probable xyloglucan endotransglucosylase/hydrolase protein 30. The record is from RefSeq and is a predicted model, not a curated record. Gene Ontology annotation, molecular function: hydrolase activity, hydrolyzing O-glycosyl compounds; xyloglucan:xyloglucosyl transferase activity. Gene Ontology annotation, cellular component: apoplast; cell wall. The coding region runs from base 1 to 1038 and encodes 345 amino acids. Gene Ontology annotation, biological process: cell wall biogenesis; xyloglucan metabolic process. The transcript has 5 exons. NCBI's taxonomy places the organism in Eukaryota, Viridiplantae, Streptophyta, Magnoliopsida, Malvales, Malvaceae.
AUGAAACAAAAACAGAAGAAAUCAUCAAGUUAUGGCUCUCCUCCUCUUCUUCUGUUGUUGGUUCAUCGCCGUCGCCGCCGCCGUUACUUUCAACGUCACACCCUCUCCUUCGACGAAGGAUACAGCCCUCUCUUCGGCGACGGCAAUCUCGUCCGCUCCCCCGACGGCCACACCGUCCGCCUCCUCCUCGACGUUUACACCGGGUCGGGUUUCAUUUCGUCGAAUAUGUAUAGCCAUGGAUUUUUCAGCGCCAAAAUCAAAUUGCCGUCGGACUAUACCGCCGGAAUAGUCGUUGCCUUCUAUACGUCAAACGGUGACGUGUUCGAGAAAAGCCACGACGAAUUGGACAUCGAGUUUUUAGGAAAUAUUGAAGGGAAACCGUGGAGAUUCCAGACAAAUAUGUAUGGGAAUGGGAGCACGAACCGAGGGCGAGAGGAACGCUAUGGCCUUUGGUUUGAUCCAUCGAAAGAAUUCCAUAGAUACAGCAUUCUUUGGACAGCCAAUAACAUCAUUUUUUAUGUAGAUGAAGUUCCGAUUAGGGAAGUGGUGCGUAAUGAUAAAAUGGGUGGAGAUUACCCAUCAAAGCCGAUGUCUUUAUAUGCCACUAUUUGGGAUGCCUCUAGCUGGGCCACCAACGGAGGUAAAAAUAAAGUUAAUUAUGAGUAUGCCCCAUUCACCUCCGAGUUCAAAGACCUCGUCCUCGAAGGUUGCCCCACCGGACCUAUCCAAAAGUUCCCCACCUGCACAGGGACGGAUGCAUGGCUCGAAAGCCGUGACUACGCCGUCAUGACACCGAGAAGCAGAUCCGCUAUGCGAAGAUUCAGACAGCGUUACAUGUAUUACUCGUAUUGUUAUGACACGGUUCGUUACCCCGUAACACCUCCUGAAUGCGAAAUCGAUCCGAUCGAAAAACAAAGGUUCCGAGACUCGGGAAGGUUGAGAUUCGGCGGAAGUCAUAGGAAGCAGAUGAGGAAUGCUCAUCGGAAGAGAAGGUCACGGCCUACUUCCAAUGUCUCCGCCGAACAAAACGAUAUGUGAAAUUACUAUAUAGUUUGUAAAUUAAAA